Molecule: messenger RNA, 1734 nt
Organism: Priceomyces carsonii
Lineage: Eukaryota; Fungi; Ascomycota; Pichiomycetes; Serinales; Debaryomycetaceae
Gene: TFP1
Product: H(+)-transporting V1 sector ATPase subunit A
Exons: 1
Coding region: 1-1734 (577 amino acids)
Biological process (GO): ATP metabolic process; proton transmembrane transport
Cellular component (GO): fungal-type vacuole membrane; proton-transporting V-type ATPase, V1 domain
Molecular function (GO): ATP hydrolysis activity; ATP binding; proton-transporting ATPase activity, rotational mechanism
Source: RefSeq, a predicted model, not a curated record
AUGAUUGGAUGUGCGAUGUAUGAAUUAGUCAAGGUUGGUCAUGACACCUUGGUCGGUGAGGUUAUCCGUAUCAAUGGUGACAAGGCAACAAUUCAGGUCUACGAAGAGACUGCUGGUGUCACUAUAGGUGAUCCAGUCUUAAGAACAGGAAAACCAUUGUCUGUUGAAUUAGGUCCUGGGUUGAUGGAGACCAUUUAUGACGGUAUUCAAAGACCUUUGAAGGCAAUUAAGGAAGCUUCACAAUCAAUUUACAUUCCAAGGGGUAUUGAUGUACCUUCAUUGUCUAGAACUGCCCAGUAUGAUUUCACACCAGGUAAGUUGAAGGUUGGAGACCAAAUAACAGGAGGUGAUAUCUUCGGUUCUAUUUUCGAAAAUUCGUUGUUAGAUGAUCAUAAAAUAUUGCUUCCUCCAAGAGCCAGAGGUACUAUUACAUCUAUUGCUGAAUCUGGUUCAUACGGUGUCGAGGACACAGUUUUAGAGCUUGAGUUUGAUGGCAAGAAGCAUUCUUACUCAAUGAUGCAUACAUGGCCCGUCAGAGUUCCUAGACCCGUAGCAGAGAAAUUGGCGGCUGAUUAUCCAUUAUUGACUGGUCAAAGAGUUUUAGAUGCCCUUUUCCCUUGUGUUCAAGGAGGUACAACUUGUAUUCCUGGUGCUUUUGGAUGUGGUAAAACAGUUAUUUCUCAGUCAUUGUCUAAAUAUUCCAAUUCCGAUGUCAUUAUAUAUGUUGGUUGUGGUGAACGAGGAAACGAAAUGGCAGAAGUUUUGAUGGAAUUCCCUGAAUUAUACACCGAAGUUGCAGGCAGAAAAGAGAAUAUUAUGAAGCGUACGACAUUAGUGGCAAACACUUCCAAUAUGCCCGUUGCGGCCCGUGAAGCAUCUAUAUACACAGGUAUCACCUUAGCAGAGUAUUUUAGAGAUCAAGGUAAGAAUGUUUCAAUGAUUGCUGACUCUUCGUCGCGUUGGGCCGAAGCCUUGAGAGAACUUUCUGGUAGAUUGGGUGAAAUGCCAGCUGAUCAAGGUUUCCCAGCAUAUUUGGGAGCCAAGUUGGCUUCUUUCUAUGAACGUGCAGGUAAGGCCGUUGCUUUGGGUUCACCAGAGAGAAUCGGCUCAGUGUCCAUCGUUGCUGCAGUUUCUCCAGCUGGUGGUGACUUUUCUGACCCAGUCACCACUUCUACGUUGGGUAUUACUCAGGUCUUUUGGGGAUUGGAUAAGAAAUUGGCUCAAAGAAAGCAUUUCCCAUCCAUCAAUACCGCGGUUUCGUAUUCCAAAUAUACCAAUGUCUUGAAUAAGUACUAUGACGCUAAUUAUCCGGAGUUUCCAGCUUUGAGAAACAAAAUCAAAGAAAUUUUGUCAAAUGCCGAAGAAUUGGAACAAGUAGUUCAAUUAGUCGGUAAGUCUGCUUUAUCUGACUCUGACAAGAUUUCUUUGGAUGUUGCUAAUUUGAUUAAGGAAGAUUUCUUGCAACAAAAUGGUUAUUCGACCUAUGAUGCUUUUUGUCCAAUCUGGAAGACUUUCGAUAUGAUGAAAACUUUUGUUUCUUAUUAUGAUGAAGCACAAAAGGCAGUUGCAAAUGGAGCUCAAUGGUCCAAGUUAGCUGAAAGUACUGCUGAUGUUAAGCAUUCUGUUUCAUCUUCUAAGUUCUUUGAGCCAUCCAGAGGUGAAGAAGAAGGUAGAAAGGAAUUUGGUGAAUUGUUAACUAAUAUGUCUGAGAAGUUUGCAGAAGCAUCUGAGUGA